UAACCCAAAACUUAAAUUCAACUCUAAAUUGUAAUCGUAUUUUUCAUAACUUAUAUAAAUACACAGUUUCUACGUGGUUUAAGUGAAUAAAAUAGUAAUUUAUUGGAGAUCAACUAAUUUAUAUUAUUAGAUUAGCACAACCUAUCUCAACACAUCUGACAUACUUUGCUUACAUUUAGUCAUAUUAUAAAUAAUUAUCGUUAUAACGCUGUUGUUGCAAUAUCUUUAUAAAUAGUUCUUAUAUGAGUUAUUCUAUUUGAUUCGCUCUAUUUGAAGUAACUGUAUUUUGGCUAUAAGCCAUGAUGAUAAAUUUCUGGAUGCAUCAAUGUCAUAUGAAGUUAUUGGAAGUUUGAGGUGCAGAUGAUGUCUGCGGUAAGCGGUCAAGAAGCAAUAAUCCGCCGUGUGAAGCAAGAAGUGGAGCCCCCGCCGCACUAUUCCCCGCCUGACCAAUUGAGGCAGAUGCCGCUGAUGCAGCCCUGUGAUCUGGACUUAGAGCCAAAAGAGGAGUUAAAGUUCUGCGUAUCUCCCGGUUCUGGAAGUUUAGUCGGAAACACCAGCCCUGAGCAGCAGCAUUGCUCAUCGACAACUGCUGCAGCUUCCAGCGGAGCAAGGGAUGAUGAUGCACCACGUAGAGUCUGUCUGGUCUGCGGGGACGUUGCAUCGGGUUUUCACUAUGGCGUCGCCAGCUGCGAAGCGUGCAAAGCCUUUUUCAAAAGGACUAUUCAGGGAAAUAUAGAAUACACAUGUCCGGCGGCGAACGAGUGCGAAAUAAACAAACGCAGACGGAAGGCGUGUCAAGCGUGCCGGUUCCGCAAAUGUCUGCGCACGGGCAUGUUACGGGAGGGCGUCAGGUUGGAUCGAGUUCGCGGAGGGAGGCAGAAGUACCGGCGUGGACCUGACCAGCCUACUCCAAAUCAACCCAGGCCACAACUUGAUGAUAUCAAGGUAUUAGAAGCGCUCAUAUCAUACGAGCCGGAGUUGUAUGCAUCGGCGCCGCAAUCCGCGGCCGUGACGGAUCCAGCAGCGCGAUCGUUGGCUGUGCUUGCAGACUUGUACGACAGAGAAUUAGUAGGCGUCAUCGGCUGGGCCAAACAAAUACCCGGAUUCACUGAACUUACCCUCAAUGAUCAGAUGCGGCUGCUACAAAGCACGUGGGCGGAGAUGCUCAGUUUAAUGUUGGCAUAUAGGUCUAUGUCGAGUGGGAGCGCCUUGCGUCUGCGUUUUGCUAACGAUUUCACGCUCGAUGAGCAACAGGCGAGGGAAAUUGGUGCACACGAUCUCUUCUUACAGAUAUCGGGCGUAGUGCGUCGCCUAGAGCGUGCGUCUGCGCAGCGUGAGGAGUGUUACUUGCUAAAGGCGUUAGCUUUGGCCAACAGCGAGGCGCGUCUCGACGAACACGCGGCUUUGCGUCGCUUCCGAGAUUCCAUACUUGCCGCCCUCAACGAUGCCGUCUCGGCCCUCAGGCCCUGCGAUGCAAACGGCGCCUUACAGCAGUUAUUGCUCGUGCUCCCAGCCUUACGUCUCGCAGACGUAGCGGUUAGACGCUUUUGGACGGCCGUACAUCGCGAUCGACGCACGCCUAUGAACAAACUCUUCAUUGAAAUGCUCGAGGCGUGCCUGCGGUAGGUUGGAUUUAGAAAAUCUUGGUGGUGCAGGCUCACUUUCCAGUUUUAAACAGGUAGUGGAUGGUAGGAAUAGAGGAUUGCGAGGUUGUCGAAACAGUGCGGGGCUUGCCAGUCAAGCGAAGACACGUAACAUUGUAUGGGGCUGUAUUUUACCGAUAGAUUUUCUUAUGAAGCAAAAUUUAUUUUAAUGAUCUCAAGCUUAUCGUGUCUCGAUGGCGUUACAUUUAUCACAUUGUGUAUUACGAUCAUUUAAGCCAUACAAUGAGUCGUGUCGAGUUUUUUUUAAGAAUUUCUGUAUAUAAUGUCUGGUUUGUGGAGACGCGAUGUGUAGCAUUUAACGCUUUGUAUCAUAAUCCGAGAACAAUGUUAAACUUGUAAUGUAAUAUUCAACUUUAGUGUGAUGUGCGAAUUGGGAAUGAGAAUAAAUACCAGAUGAGAGAGUUUUAGUAUCACUUCAAAUGUUGUAUAUGUCGCAUAAAGUAGUUAAAUCUGUGAGCUAAUUGAAUGUCUAAACAUUUAAUUAAAAAUCGAUAUUCAAUUGAGUAGCUAUAGUUUCGUCAGACAAGUGAUUGAACAAAACGUUUAUCGAGUUUCCUAAAGGUUUCUAGGCAACAAGACUAACCAAUACAAAACACGUAAUAUCCAAGCUCUCAGAGUCGACGUGUCUACCAUUUCACCAAAGACCAGAAUUUGAAACAAAAAACCCCCAUCCCAUAACAAACGUCUGUCAAAAGAAAGAUUAAAGUUGUUGUCGUGUCCGCCAUCUUGUACAUUACAUUAUUAAUCAAAACGCUGGCUAUUAUAUAUUUAAUUACUUUACUGCAACAUUUAUAUUAUGUCCGUUUGUCCGAUCAUAAUGAAACCUUUGGUUUAGCUUACGUUUAACUUUCACUCUUGGUAUAUUAUGGCUGUGAAAGGAUCGUCAGAAACAAUAAAGUUCAACAUAAGUUGAUAAUAUCGCGUCCCCACACCGUAAAUGUACAAAAUGAACGAAUGUAGUACAAAACUUGUUACUAUUUUUGUAUAAUAUUAAAAUAUACGUAGUUUUUUAGUAUUGUGCGAGGUUGAGAUUAAUGGUCGAGUAUAAGAAUCAGUGUUGUUAGUUUUAAUUGUUAUUUUUUUUCUGUAAUUGUUUCCUUUUCAUAUUGCAGAUGGUUGGUUUUAUAAGUUUACGCCUGUUUCUUUCCUUAUAGACGUACGUUAAGGAACUUCGUGUUAAAUUUAAAGAGCAUUUACCUUUAGUACUAGACUUCUUUGCUCGACCAAUGUGAAAUACAAUUCUCUGACUUAUCAGUCUGAUUUCAAUGUUUGCAUAGAUUAUAUCACCAAGUGAUCACUGAUUUAUUGUCUAUACGCCACCCUUUAGACUGCUCUGAAAACUCACCUAGUCCAGAAAAAUAUUGAUACGUUGUAUUCAGACAUUUGCUGUUAUAAAUUUUGAUUAAAAUUUAUACAGUUACAAUUUUAUUUAUGAAUGAAGGGAAUAAUAAACGUAGUAACAAAUAUUUUGCUUAGUCGUGCUCGUUUUUUAUAUAAAUAUCUUAUGUCCCGUGAAAGUUUCCAGAGUAGUCUUCUUAUAUAUAUUUUAUACACUUAUUGUUAAAGAUUUAUUUAAUAAAGUACCUAUUUAUACAGCUGUUCCACAUAUAUUUCCCCAUGUACAUGCCAUAAUAAAUUUUUAUAUAACUCUUAAUAUCUAUAAACGUUAAAUGUACAUAUGAAUGUUAUAUUAACAGUGGAACAGUAUUAUUAUAUAAAAUACCUCAGCUAUCUGUUACCAUAGACAAAUGUCAGGACCAUAGAAGUUUACCGCGAAUCGACGAAAUGGGAUCUGAGUUUCGCUUUAUUUAGUUAAGGGUUAUUUUCUUGAGAAAAGUUGGUUAAUUGUGUCUUUUUAUAAUGCAUACUUUUAUGUGUACUAUGUGUAAAGGGACAAUAUAAGAAAUGUUGCUACUUACAAAUCAAUAACCAACUCACAGUAACAUUUAUCAAAUAGUUCCGCCAUUAGGGCGAUUUGAAAACUUUAAUUUCUCCUUUUAGGAUGUGGAUUAUUUGUGAAAUAAUUUUAAGUCUUUAUUAAUAAUCAGGCAGAUAUAAGAUGCUGUGUUAUUCAAUACAAAAUCUAAUGCACCUCUAUUGUUUCUGGUAUUAUUUAAUUUAAUACAGCCGUUAAAACAAAGUUUUUCGGUUUGAAUUCCCAGUGUCUUUUAGUUAAUUGCCUAGUUAAGAAUGAUGUAUUACAUGUUGGAGCGAUGUAGGCGGGUGUGAUAUUUGUACAAAUAAUGAGUUGUGCCAGAGUAGAUUAAUUUCACUGUACGUUAAAAAUUACUUUUAAAGAGUCGUUUAAACGAUGCAAUAUUUCAGAAUGAAUUUACAAUUAUUAUUAUUUCGGGUCUGAAAAAUUAUGUGGAAUAAAUUAUUAAUUCAC
Molecule: messenger RNA, 4053 nt
Organism: Pieris rapae (cabbage white)
Lineage: Eukaryota; Metazoa; Arthropoda; Insecta; Lepidoptera; Pieridae
Gene: ERR
Product: steroid hormone receptor ERR2
Exons: 9
Coding region: 361-1626 (421 amino acids)
Biological process (GO): regulation of DNA-templated transcription
Molecular function (GO): DNA-binding transcription factor activity; zinc ion binding; sequence-specific DNA binding
Source: RefSeq, a predicted model, not a curated record